UUUCCCCUCGCCGCGACUCGCCCAUGACCCGCCAUGCACUUUCGUUGCACUUCCGUCUGCGAGAGCGGCACCCGGCCUUGGUCUUCCGUCACUCCUGCCCGUCUCGUCUUGUCUGCAACCACUGUCCCUCGCCUCGCCUUUGUCCAUGCUUCUGUUCCUGCUCUGAUUCUCCAGUCGGCUCAUCGCCAGCCCUCUGCGCUCCUCUGCUCCGCUGUCUUGCCUGUCGUCUCAACCUCGUCAGCCUUGGUCUCCGCACUGAGUAUUGCCAAGAAUGACAGGCCUCCGCAUAUCCACCAUUGCCAUAACUUCCAAUUCCUCUAGCCAUGACCUCAACUACGACUAUGCCCCCAACGCCUUCAGCUUCCAACAAGGCGGCAAUGUUCGUACUCUGAAUAGUGGCUACUCGCCGCCCCCGAGCACAGGCUUGCUCUACGUUCCAGACCUCGAUGGUGUCUGCGCCCAAUACCUGCCUGACAAUGUCACAAGAUAUUCAGAUCUUCCCAUGGUCCCCCCGAAGAUUGCCAUUGCCCCCUGGAUCUCUCCCGCCUGUACACUCAGCUACUUGAAUGCUGCUCCUUCGGAUUUGAUCACUGCCUUCGUCUUCUACAUUCCAAAUGCCAGCGCCAUGGCAUUGCCAUCAGCCCAUGACGCUGCCUGGAGCCUGGGGGACGGAGGUCAUUGGAAGUCGGUUAUCAACUAUCCCGUUUAUGCCAUUGCCUCGCAGGUUGGCCAAAUGACUCUUGAGCAAAUGGCUCGCAAUUCUUCCAACGACACCAAUGCGCCCAUUGAUCAGGCCCCGAGCAAUCAAACUUACAUUCGCCUCUUGAUGGAGGUCACCACUGGUAGUGGCGGCACCAACCUACCCUCCAUCUGGGUGUUUCUUCUUAUCAUUCUCGCCGUCCUGCUGGUGCUCAUCGGGGCACUAUCGCUCACCAUGCACAUCCUACAAAGGAAGAGACGCAACGACCUGCGUGCUAGGAUAGCACGGGGCGAAGUCGACAUCGAGGCCCUGGGUCUGGGAAAGCUCACUGUGCCGCAGGAAAUGAUUGAUCGGAUGCCAUUGUACGCUUACAGUUCUUCUCCGGAUCCUGUUGUACCCGAGAAAGGAGCACCUCAUGCUCCACCUCCGCUUCAACAGCCCACCUGCGCUAUCUGUCUGGAUGACUUUGCCGAGUCAGCGUCUCAAGUACGUGAGCUGCCGUGCAGACACAUCUUCCACCCGGAGUGCAUUGAUCUGUUUAUGCUCGACUCGUCCUCUAUAUGCCCUUUGUGUAAGCAGUCAGUCUUGCCCAAAGGCUACGUUCCUGGCAAGAUCACGAACGCGAUGACUAGACGGGAAAGAUAUCUUCGACGAUCUGCAGCCCUUCGUGCUCGUCAUGCUGCUGGGCCUCCAACUCCUAGUGCAAGCAACAUCAUGCUGUUUGGUCGGCAUGCUCGAGCACCUCCCACCAACUCAACGACAACAACGAUCCCAUCUCAAGCUGCUGCAGUAGAGAUGGGGUCCAUGUCCGGCAACAAUCAACCAACUGCGGGUCAGUCCAUUCCAACGAUGAGUCACGGGCGAAGGGAAUGGGCCCAGAGAAGAGCAUUAGCCAUGUCAGGAGUCCAAAGCUCCGCAAGUGAAGAGCCCGAGCAUAGAACUUCAAAGGCACGUAAGAUGCUGAGGAGGGUGUUCCCCAAUUUAUGAUGACUGAUUUUACGAUGCCGAUGUUCCAACCCGCUACACAGAAAUUGAUACCCCUUCCACGUUACUGUACUUACUUAGACGCAAUUCUUGUCCAUAUUGUUAUCUGUUAGACAUAAUCUACCUGUUCACAAAGAAGCAAGUCCUUCGAAGACCGCCUCUCGAGAACUGCU
Messenger RNA from Aureobasidium pullulans EXF-150, 1857 nucleotides. RefSeq lists its product as uncharacterized. The record is from RefSeq and is a predicted model, not a curated record. The transcript has a single exon. NCBI's taxonomy places the organism in Eukaryota, Fungi, Ascomycota, Dothideomycetes, Dothideales, Saccotheciaceae. Bases 272 to 1687 code for a protein of 471 amino acids.